AGUGCAGCGGCGUAGAGCGACGGCCACAGAUGAGUGAACGUCACACGCGACAUGCGUUUAUUGCCCACGUGGGUCACGCCAAUCGCUUUUUGGCUCACUUUUGUUUUUGGCGUGGGGGUUUCAUUUGCCAUCCUCCAUCGCGUGGGUAGGCGUGCCGGCGGAUGAGUGCUCGAUUAAGCUGAGUGUGAGGCGAGCGGACCGCUGUGGUGGUGCUGCUGGUGCCUGCGAGAGAGCCUCCGUGAUUUAAGGAUGCUGUUGGGAAAUGCCUGGAGACAGAGAUGACGAGAUUUGUCAAAAGGCACUUGAACUCCUCUCAGAUCUUUGUUCCAAAGGGGAAGUGCAGAGCGAAAACUGCCUGGAUUUCAUAUACUAUUUCCGUGAUCUGGCCAGGCCACGCUACACGGACUCAGAUGUGUCGGUAAGUCUGCUGUCACUGGUCGUGACGGCCUGUGGCUUGGCUCUAUUUGGGGUCUCCCUCUUUGUGUCCUGGAAGCUCUGCUGGAUCCCAUGGAGGGAGCGUGGUCUCUCCCCCACGACCAAGGAGCCCCACGGCGGGCACCUCAACCCGGCCAUGAGCCCUUUGUCCUCACAGCCAGUACAGAGGCAGCCAGUUUACGCGGCCGUGGACCCCCCGGCUCACACACGCCUUGAGUCGUCCCACUGCUCAAUAGCCAAGGAGCCAACUCCUAUGGCAUCAGUUGCAUCGGUGGAGGCUCCGGUAACUCCUGUAUCACCCCCUCCUGUCGCCCUGGCGCCACCGGAGGCAGCCAUGAAGAUCAGUCACACGUCCCCAGACAUUCCACUCGACGCCCAGGAAAAAAGUCGGGAAAACGGGGUUCAUACAAACCCUCGGAUUCAGAGACAGACUACGGAACCCUCACCCUCCGGCCACCCCAUGUCAGAAAUUGGACAGGGCUCGAUACGCCGGCAUAUGAACCUGUCAAAUCCCGACUUCAACGUGGCUCAGUUCCAAAGGCAGGACUCACUCACUGGAAUGGGAUUGGGCCUCGGACGCCUCAAACCUGAGCUCUACAAACAACGUUCACUGGAAGGGGAUGACGGAAGUUACAGAGGCGGAGGAUGUGGGUGCCUCCACUUCAUCCUCAAGUUUGACUGUGACCUGGAGCAGUUGAUUGUUAAGAUCCACAGAGCAGAGGACCUCCCAGCCAAGGAUUUCUCUGGAACCUCUGACCCUUACGUGAAGAUCUACCUGCUGCCUGAUCGAAUGACCAAGCAUCAGACCAAGGUGCAUCGUAAGACGUUAAACCCUGUGUUUGAUGAGGUUUUCCUGUUUCCUGUGGCCUACUCAGAGCUUCCCACACGUAAACUGCACUUCAGCGUCUAUGACUUUGACCGAUUUUCACGCCAUGACAUUAUCGGCCAAGUGGUUGUGGACAACUUCCUGGAUCUGGCAGAUUUCCCCCGGGAGACAAAACUCUGCCGGGAAAUCAAAUAUGUGUCUACGGAUAAUGUGGACCUGGGUGAUCUAAUGUUUUCUCUGUGUUACUUACCAACUGCCGGGAGGCUGACCAUAACAAUGAUAAAGGCUCGCAAUCUGAAGGCCAUGGACAUCACAGGUGCAUCUGAUCCAUAUGUGAAGGUUUCACUCAUGUGUGACGGUCGCAGACUGAAGAAGCGGAAGACCUCCACAAAGAGGAACACUUUGAAUCCCGUCUAUAACGAGGCCAUUGUUUUCGAUGUUCCCCCUGAGAACAUAGAGCAAAUCAGCCUUUUGAUUGCAGUGAUGGAUUAUGACCGAGUUGGUCAUAAUGAAGUCAUCGGUGUGUGCCGGGUUGGCAAUGAUGCAGACAACCUUGGUCGGGACCACUGGAGUGAAAUGCUCACGUACCCCCGAAAACCUGUCGCGCACUGGCAUCCUCUUGUGGAGUACCAGGGGACCACAGGUAGUAGCCAGGGAGGAUCGUGUAACUCUCUGAAGGCACCUCCCUCACCAUAACCCAGAAUAACAUUUUAUGUAACAUCUCGACGGGCCCUCGGCUCAGCCUUGUGCUGCUGUGGAUUACUGCACACGCACAAUGAAGUGAAUAGUGCAGCCAUCCGAGAUAUUUCAGGAUGGAGAGACACAACUGGAUCAGUUGCAUGUCGAAUGAUCACAUUGAUGGAGGUUUUCUUUUCCAUGAGUAAAAUGACAGGAGUACACAGUCAUGUGACGUCCGUCUUCUUGGGUUUACACAUGAUCCACUGUUUUUACAUUGUCUUGUUACUUGUCUUUAUCUGAGGUGAGUCUGUAAUUGCACAACGUACUUUACAACCAGUCAAACUGCCUUUCUCUUUUAUUUGGUGGUGAUUGGUGCAUGAGGUCUUGCUUGUUGUGAUAUCUCGCCUUUGUUUGUUUGUUUGUUUCCCUCUACUUUGGGUCUAUGAUGUGUUGUUCUGAUUGUUGAAGUGCAGUGACAGUUGAUUUCUCCAGAAAGUGUUUGUCAGUGAAGAAAAAGAAAACUAAAUAUUGUCAACAAAUAGGAUUAAAUAAAAAAUAGCCAUCUUUGAUCCAAUUUCACCAGCAGAAUUGUUCUCUUUUAAAACAAAACAUUUGUACUUUUCAUUCGUUGACAAGCUAAAACUCAUAUGUACUUAUUUUAUCUUUGUAGAAGAUCUGAGUAUCUUUGAAGAAUACAAAAGGGUAUUAGGCCCACGCUGAAAUAAAAAUAAACAAUGACACAAGAGAAAAAAAAGGCAAUAUAUGACAAUGAAGUUGUCUGAAAAUGUUGUCUCAUUACAUAAUAGUAACAAAAAAAGUAAACUAGGUCUCUAUCUCUCUCUAGGUCUCUCGAUUGUCUGUCGCUGCUGGUUUCAAACUGUUAUUUUUAGGUUUGUUGGGGAAUGAAAAAAACAAAACAAACAACCUAUAAAUAUUUCCCCCUUUAAGCAUGGAACAGAGUAGAACUAAAAAAUGGUGAUUAACAAUUACAAAAGGCUUUAAAAACGAGUCCAUCACAAGUACAGCCAUUUUCAGUAGCAUCAUAUAUGACUGUUUAGAAUCAAUGCACGUACAGUGGAACCUCGAUAAAACGGACUGUCGGGACUGAACAAUGUGUCCAAAAAUAGUUUCUAUUUGUCACUUAAACUGCUGUUGACAAAGUCUGUUAGUUCCAGAAUUGGCCAAUGUUGUUUACUGGCAGGCGGCACGGUGACCGACUGGUUAGAGCGUCAGCCUCACAGUUCUGAGGACCCAGGUUCAAUCCCCGGCCCCGCCUGCGUGGAGUUUCCAUGUUCUCCCCGUGCCUGCAUGGGUUUUCUCCGGGCACUCCGGUUUCCUCCCACAUCCCAAAAACAUGCAUUAAUUGGAGACUCUAAAUUGCCCGUAGGCGUGACUGUGAGUGCGAAUGUUUGUUUGUUUCUAUGUGCCCUGCGAUUGGCUGGCAACCAGUUCAGGGUGUACCCCGCCUCCUGCCCGAUGACAGCUGGGAUAGGCU
This is a messenger RNA of Phycodurus eques (leafy seadragon), 3434 nucleotides long. RefSeq names its product synaptotagmin IXa (gene syt9a). Lineage: Eukaryota; Metazoa; Chordata; Actinopteri; Syngnathiformes; Syngnathidae. The transcript is spliced from 7 exons. The record is from RefSeq and is a predicted model, not a curated record. Gene Ontology annotation, biological process: regulation of dopamine secretion; regulation of calcium ion-dependent exocytosis; cellular response to calcium ion. Gene Ontology annotation, cellular component: dense core granule; membrane. Gene Ontology annotation, molecular function: calcium ion binding; phosphatidylserine binding; clathrin binding. Bases 263 to 1957 code for a protein of 564 amino acids.